Molecule: messenger RNA, 4547 nt
Organism: Pristis pectinata (smalltooth sawfish)
Lineage: Eukaryota; Metazoa; Chordata; Chondrichthyes; Rhinopristiformes; Pristidae
Product: unconventional myosin-X-like
Exons: 33
Coding region: 159-4547 (1462 amino acids)
Cellular component (GO): myosin complex
Molecular function (GO): cytoskeletal motor activity; protein binding; ATP binding
Source: RefSeq, a predicted model, not a curated record
ACGGGGAAAGAGGGCUCCAGCCUCCGCUGUCACCGGACUAGCCGCCGUUCUGUGUCCCCGAAGCGGCGGAUCCGCGGACACCCGGCGCUCGGAUUCGCUUCAACAUGACCAGGGAUUCGCGGCUGUGAGUCGGGACAAGGAGCCGGGAUCAGCUGCCCAUGGAGUGGUCCUGUCGGGAGGGUUGCCAGGUGUGGCUCCAGGUGAACGAGCAGCUGCUGCCGAGCCGGGUGGCGAGUAUUGCUGAUGGCGUUGUCCGCUUCACCACUGACUAUGGAGAGGAAUUCUCCUUUGAGCAGUCUCCCCUAUCCCUGGAGCUUGCUGUCCCGAUGCACCAGACCAGUAUUGAGGGGGUGGACGACAUGUCGAAUCUUGCUGAUCUGCACGAGUCCAGCGUUCUCUACAACCUCUACUUGCGAUACAGGCAGGAUAAGAUCUACACAAACAUUGGCUCAAUCCUGACUGCAGUGAACCCUUACAAAUACAUCGAGAGUCUGUACAGUGCCAGCAUGGUUGAGUUGUACAGUGGACACCAACUCGGAGAGCUGCCACCCCACAUCUUUGCAAUUGCCAACGAGUGCUACGGGUGUCUGUGGAAGCGACAGGAUAGCCAGUGUGUACUCAUCAGUGGGGAGACGGGAGCUGGCAAGACAGAGAACACCAAGCUGCUGCUCCAGUUUCUGUCGGUCAUGAGCCAGAAGUCCCUUGGAGCCUCAGCCCAUGAGAAGAGCACGCACGUGGAACAGGCCAUCCUGGAGAGCAGCCCAGUGAUGGAAGCCUUUGGGAAUGCCAAGACUGUUUACAACAACAACUCCAGUCGAUUCGGGAAGUUUAUCCAGCUUCACUUCUCUGAGAACGGGAAUAUUCACGGAGGCAGCAUUGUCGACUAUCUUCUGGAAAAGAACCGAGUGGUGAGACAGAACCCAGCCGAGAGGAACUUCCACAUCUUCUACGCACUGCUGGCUGGGAUGGAGCUGCCACAGAAAGAGGUCCUGGGUUUGGCGGGACCAAUGGAAUUUCGAUACCUCCAGCAGUGGGACGGAGCACCGGGGCAGUGUCUGGAGGACAAGCAGCUGUUUGAGAAAGUGAUGGGGGCUCUGCUGGUUUUGGGAUUCACUGCUGAUGACAUCCAGGAUGUGUUGAAGCUCCUGUCAGCCGUUCUCCAACUUGGAAACAUCGAGUUCGUCACUGCUGGGGGCGCCCAGAUAGUGAACAAGGAAGCGCUGACCGCUCUCAGUGACCUGCUGGGGUUGGACGCUGCCCAACUGGCUGAGGUCCUGACACAUCGUUCAAUGAUCCUCCGGGGAGAGGAGAUCAGCACACCUCUGACCACGGAGCAGGCUGCAGAUUCCCGGGAUUCCUUGUCCAUGGCUCUCUACUCCCAAUGUUUCUCCUGGAUCAUCAGGAAGAUCAACAACAAGAUCAGGGGAAAGGACGACUUCCGAUCCAUCAGUAUCCUCGACAUCUUUGGCUUCGAAAACUUUGAGAUCAAUCGAUUCGAACAAUUCAGCAUUAACUUUGCCAAUGAGAAGCUGCAGGAAUAUUUCAACAAACACAUCUUCUCCCUGGAACAGCUGGAGUACAACAGGGAAGGAGUGAGCUGGGAAGCGAUUGACUGGAUGGACAAUGCCGAGUGUUUGGACCUGAUUGAAAAGAAGUUGGGGCUUCUCUCUUUGAUCAAUGAGGAGAGCCGCUUUCCAAAGGGCACCGACUUCACUCUGCUGGAGAAACUGCAUAGUCAGCACACGAGUAACUCGUUCUACGUGAAGCCGCGCGUGAGCGAUUGUCAGUUUGGGAUCAGACAUUACGCUGGGGAGGUCAUGUAUGAUGUACACGGGUUUUUGGAGAAAAACAGGGACACGUUUAGAGACGAUAUUCUGAACCUUUUAAAGGAUAGCAGACUGGACUUUAUCUAUGACUUGUUUGAGCGAGUUUACAGCUGGAACAAUGGGGACGACACCCUGAAGAUGGGAACCCAGAGGAGGAAACCCACUGUCAGCUCCCAGUUCCGGGACUCUCUGCACUCACUGAUGGCGACUCUCAGCUUGUCCAACCCUUUCUUCAUCCGGUGCAUCAAACCCAACACGCAGAAGGUGGCGGCAAGGUUUGACCAGGGAGUCGUCCUGAAUCAGCUCCAUUACUCAGGAAUUUUGGAAACGGUGAAGAUCCGGCGCGCAGGAUUCCCAGUUCGACGCCCAUUCCCAGAGUUUUAUCUGAGGUACAAGAUGCUGCUGAAGGAUCAGAAGGUUCCUGAAGACUGGAAGUCGCGGUGCCUGGUUCUACUGGCUCAGUGUGACGGCUGUGACUCCCUCUGGCGGAUGGGCAAGACCAAGGUAUUUCUGAAGGAAGCCCUGGAACAGCAGCUGGAGAAGGGCCGAGCGGCAGAGAGAACACGAGCAGCCGUGACCCUGCAGGCGAAUAUCCGGGGCCACCGUGCAAGGAUGCAUUAUCGGACAUUCCUCACCAGCCUGGUGGUCAUUCAGAAGAACUACCGUGCCCACCUCUGGCGGCAGCGCUUUUUGCGUUUGCGCUGGGCUGCACUCAUGCUGCAGAAACACUGGAGGGGGCAGCUCGCUCGCCGCCUAGUCUGGCAGCUCCUGCAACACCGGUGGCACGAGGAGGAGCGCAGGACUCGGCAGGUGCAGAGCAAGACUCCGGUCCAGGAUGAGGGGCCAGAGAGCGAUGAGGGGAACAGCAGCAGUUGGCUGAAGAUCUCAGAGGGACCUCUGUCUUCAGAGCAGACCAGCCGAGGGUCACGGCAGACGGAGGAGCUGAUGGAUUUGGCACAAGCAGAAAACAAGCAGAUAGAGGAGAUAGUCCGGCUGGAGAACGAGAUCCAGAGGCUGCAGAAUCAGCAGGGCUCGAGCUGUGAGAGUGUGUACAGUCCAUCACAGAGCGAGGCGGAGAGCCAACGACAAGAGGAGAUCCUUCGCCUGGAGAAUGAAGCCUCCAGAGUGACACAGGAGUUCCUGGAGCUGCUGAACUUUGAAGGACUGGACGGGUGUGGUCAGUCUCUGCCUGGUGAAGCCAGUGGCCUGGACACCAGCUCUACAGUGCAAGAGGAGCACGAGGGGCCAGUGGUCACUCUCCCCGGCACCAAUGAUAGACAGAUGCCAAUCAGCAGCUGCUCCCAGGACAGUGUGUACGUCAACCUUCCACUGUCCAGUGAGAGAGAGGUCAGACUCAUCUCACCGGACUACACAACAGAGGGCCGGCCAGGUGGAGAGGGGAUCUACAACACUGUGUUGGGGUCCCCCAACGCAGACAUCGAUGAGGAGCCGAUCUACUGCCUGCCCCCCGAGGUUGAGUCAGAUUAUGACCACGAUGAAAUGGAUGAGCCAGCAGCAGGAGAGGCAGCUGGCAGCCAGGAUGGUCUGAGGCCAUCUCAGAGUGUGGAGACAUACUCACGAGGGUCCGAUUUGGCGGUGGACAGUGAGGAGGAGUUCGAUCUACAGGUUGACACUGAUGAGGAGCUCGGCACAGGCCAAAGUACGAAGCAUCUCAUCUCUGGGAACCCGUACUUCCACAGUUACCUGUACAUGAAAGGCGGGCUGAUGAACCCGUGGAGACGGCGCUGGUUUGUGCUGAAGGACGGCACCGUCAUGUGGUUCCGGGCCAAGCAGGAGGCGCUGAAGUCCGGCUGGCUGUACAAGAAGGGGGGUGGUCUGUCCACCCUGUCCCGUCGCAACUGGAAACGCCGCUGGUUCGUGCUGCGGGGCAGCCGACUCCUGUACUUCGAGAAUGAUGCCGAGGACCGGCUGAAGGGCAGCAUUGACGUCCGUGGGGCCAGAGCCAUUGUAGACAACGUUGAGAAGGAGAACGCUCUGGAUGUGGUGACGAGUGAGAGAACCUAUCACAUUGUGGCAGAGUCACCCGAGGAUGCCAGUGAUUGGUUUCGAGUGCUGAGCGGGGUGCACAGUGCUACACAGCAGGAGCUGCGGGAGAUGCGUCAUGAACUGGCCAAUCCGAAGAAUGCAGUGGGCACUGUGGACGUGGGGCUCAUCGAUUCUACCUGUGCCUCUGAUAACCCUGACAGGCCGAACUCCUUCCUGAUAAUCACAGCAAACAGGGUGAUUCACUGUAACGCUGACAGCCCUGAGGUGAUGCACCACUGGAUCACACUGCUUCAGAGACCCAAAGGCCACGUCAAUGGACAAGAGUUCAUCAUCCGCGGCUGGCUGCACAAGGAGGUGGCGAGCCGGGGAAGGAUGGCUUCGCUGAAGCUCCGUAAACGCUGGUUCCUGCUCAACACGAACUCGCUGGAUUACUACAAGUCUCCGGAGCAUAGCGGCUCCAAACUGGGCACCUUGGUGCUCAACAGCCUCUGCUCUGUCAUUCUGCCCAGUGACGACGCAACCUUCCGCCAGACAGGUUACUGGCACCUUGUGGUCCAUGGCAGGAAGCACUCCUACCGACUCUACACAACACUGCUGCACGAAGCCAUGCGCUGGGCCACUGCCAUUCAGAACGUCAUUGACAACAAGGUUCCCAUAGAAACUCCAACUCAGCAGCUGAUUCGUGAGAUCAAGGUAAGCAGAGGCCACCGAUAG